UUUCUCUUGAAUCUCUUCCAUUCUUCCCCAUACAAUCUUAUCCACAUUUUCUCUCUCUGUCUGUCUAUCUAUCUAUCUAUCUAUCUAUCUAUCUAUCUCUCCAUCUAGCCUAAUGUAAUGCACACCCACCAUUCUUUUUUUUCAUAAACCCUAAUGUUAUUAGUCUUUUGUUGACCUUCAAUCCAAUGGCAGCGGUUAUCUCCUGCCACUACUGUUCUUCUGUAUCUAUAACCUCCAAACCCAUCAACCCUAAAACAUUCCCCAAUUAUAUCCGCUUUUCAAUUACUCAGAGGAAUGCUUCAAUUCGCAGAUUCCAACCUAAAUGUUCUUCCAAAAACCCUAAUAGAUUUGAACUCCAUAAUGAAGAGAAAGAUAGGUUUUUUCCAUUGAAGGAAUGCGCGAUCUCUUUAGCGUUGGCGUUUGGAUUGGUAACUGGAGUACCUGCCUUGGGUUGGUCCAGUAAUGCCAUCGCUAGUACUCCGGCAUUGCCAGAUUUGUCUGUGUUGAUCUCGGGGCCGCCAAUUAAGGAUCCGGGAGCAUUGCUGAGAUACGCUUUGCCUAUUAACAAUAAAGCCAUAAGGGAAGUUCAAAAGCCACUCGAAGAUAUCACUGAUAGUCUCAAGAUUGCUGGAGUCAAGGCACUCGAUUCUGUAGAAAGAAAUUUGAGACAAGCAUCUCGGUCUCUCAAACAGGGGAAAAGUCUUAUUAUUUCGGGAUUGGCAGAAUCAAAGAAGGAUCAUGGGAUUGAACUGCUUGACAAGCUUGAAGCUGGGAUGGAUGAGCUCCAACAAAUUGUGGAGGACAGGAAUCGGGACGGUGUGGCACCUAAACAAAAAGAACUUCUUAGUUAUGUCGGCAGUGUUGAAGAGGAUAUGGUGGAUGGCUUCCCAUAUGAAGUGCCUGAAGAAUAUCGGAGCAUGCCUUUACUGAAAGGAAGGGCAACUGUGGAUAUGAAAGUUAAGGUUAAGGACAAUCCUAACCUAGAUGAGUGUGUCUUCCGUAUUGUCCUCGAUGGAUAUAAUGCCCCAGUAACUUCUGGGAAUUUUUUAGAUUUGGUGCAAAGACAUUUUUAUGAUGGCAUGGAAAUCCAAAGAGCGGAUGGAUUUGUAGUCCAAACUGGAGAUCCUGAGGGUCCUGCAGAGGGUUUUAUUGAUCCUAGUACAGAGAAAACCCGUACGAUACCUUUAGAAAUUAUGGUAGAUGGAGAGAAAGCACCUUUCUAUGGAGAAACUUUGGAAGAGCUUGGUCUAUACAAGGCUCAAACAAAGCUUCCAUUUAAUGCAUUUGGAACAAUGGCCAUGGCUAGAGAUGAGUUUGAGGACAAUUCCGGUUCAAGCCAGAUAUUUUGGCUUUUGAAAGAGAGUGAAUUAACUCCUAGUAACGCCAAUAUAUUGGAUGGUCGCUAUGCAGUGUUUGGUUAUGUGACACAAAAUGAGGAUUUUUUGGCAGAUCUCAAGGUUGGAGAUGUCAUAGAGUCCAUUCAGGUAGUCUCUGGCCUGGAUAAUCUUGUCAAUCCAAGCUACAAGAUUGCUGGAUAGAUAGAUCUCCCUCUUUUUUUUGUGUUGUGUAAUGUGGAACAUGAACUUCUCUAAGAUGGCAGCUAGUUAAUUUUGUUCAAGUCUUGUUCUAUUCAACGAUUCUGUAUUUUUUCUUUUUGAGAGAAUUCUUCAUUUUUAUUUUUUUAUGCUCAACCGCAGAAUGUAUACAUUUUAAACAGCGUUGACACUCUAGAGUAGAUUUGUGUCAAUAAAGGAGCUUUUAUUAUUUUUGGUAAUUAAUAAAUCAGCUUUUCUCA
Molecule: messenger RNA, 1795 nt
Organism: Cornus florida
Lineage: Eukaryota; Viridiplantae; Streptophyta; Magnoliopsida; Cornales; Cornaceae
Product: peptidyl-prolyl cis-trans isomerase, chloroplastic
Exons: 7
Coding region: 186-1538 (450 amino acids)
Biological process (GO): protein peptidyl-prolyl isomerization
Molecular function (GO): peptidyl-prolyl cis-trans isomerase activity
Source: RefSeq, a predicted model, not a curated record